AUGGCCAACCUGGGAUCCAAAGCUGCGGAUGUCAACAGAUCGAAGCCCUCUCCUCUCCUGGCUCUGCCAGCGGAACUAAGACUCGCAAUUUACAAGCUCGUCUUCGAUGGGAUUGAAGGAGAGUCGAUUCCGCUUCUCAGUCCUGGUAAGCAGUCGAACGAAACAGGCAGACCUCGCACACAGAGUCCCGUUCGUCUAGCCCUCCUACUAACCUGCAUAAAGAUCCAUGGUGAGGCUUCCGGACACGUCUACGGCGUUGUCCACGCGAGCUUCGACCUCCAACCCGAGCACGGUAAGUGGUUGGAUAACAUCUUGCGCCCGGAAGAGAAAAUUUUAGAUGUAAGUCGUGAUUGGGGCGUUUCAUUACACCUCAAGGAUCUCCUCCGACACACCACCCAUCUCGACUGCAACGACCACAGAGCUUUCGAAGCGCUGUCCGCACUUUCCCUUCGGAACCUUUCCCUCGCGCUGACUGCCCACAUGAACCAUACCUGCCGACACGGCCAGCCCAGCGCCAAAAUUCUUCUUCACGAGAACAUUCCGAGGACCGGCUACGGCUGUCUCGCACCUCUACACAACGAGAUCGUGCAGCUACGAUCCAUGCUCCCGAACCUCACCACCAUCACGGUCAAGUGGUCCAGUAGCGGAUAUCUGCCCCGUAGUGAAGCUAAGAGAGCCGAGCGUUGGCGCUGGGUUCUACUACUUAUUUCGAAGCUUUCGAGUAUCGUUGAUGCGGAGACUUUGACUUGUCUGAGGGAUGUUAGGGUCGUGACGGAGACGGAGGAGUUUCGGUUCAGACAUGAUGGAGAGGGUGGGGUUGGGAAGGGGUGGUCUAGUAUCACCAGGAUGAGCCAGCUCACAUCGCUCAUGCCACUUUCCGAGUCUUCAUCAUCACGACGACAGGCGUGCACAUCCCGACCAUCAUUCCUGGCUCUGCCACCGGAAGUGCGAAAUCUUCUUUACGAGACCAUCUUCGAAGGCGUCGAGGACCACAUCUCCGUCGGCAUCUUUGGCAAACCAGGCUCCUUCCUCGAGAGGAAUACUUCCAUGACCAAGAAACAACCUCGAGGCCGCAUCGCCCUCCUGCAAGCCUGCAAGCAGAUCCACUGGGAAGCUGAUGGCUACCUCUACGGCGUUGUACACGCCGACUUCGAUGCUUUCCGCUAUCAUCCGUACUGGCUCAGGCGCGCCGUGCGUAUCGAGAAACUGCAGAAUACGAUUCAAUUAAAUCUGCAGCAAUACGCCAACGUGCUGCAGCAUGUGACCCACCUGGACUCGAACAGCAGUAUAACAAGUUUCUGGCCGCUUCGCGGGCACGGUUCCAAGACGCGUGCUUGUUUUCGAAGCGCAUGCUUCUCUCUUAGCCAAGCGAUGCCGAGACUGAGGAUCAUCACUCUGAGUCUUCCGAAAGUCCGUGUUGCUGGGAAUGUGGGAUGUAAUCUUUGUUUCAGGAUCACAAGGUCGAGGAGGAAGUUGCACGGAUGUGGCCGACGCUGA
This is a messenger RNA of Recurvomyces mirabilis, 1497 nucleotides long. RefSeq lists its product as uncharacterized. NCBI's taxonomy places the organism in Eukaryota, Fungi, Ascomycota, Dothideomycetes, Mycosphaerellales, Teratosphaeriaceae. The record is from RefSeq and is a predicted model, not a curated record. The transcript is spliced from 2 exons. Bases 1 to 1497 code for a protein of 498 amino acids.